Durusdinium trenchii is the source of this 1902-nucleotide messenger RNA. The record is from the annotation of a GenBank genome assembly. Lineage: Eukaryota; Dinophyceae; Suessiales; Symbiodiniaceae.
AUGGCUUGGCUGGCAGGGUGCGCCAAUGUUUUGAAGGCGGCGCUUCUGCUGGCACUUUUGUCGCCCAGAUGCUUCUGUUGCGUUGCGCCUUGUGUUGAGAUCGCGCUUGGAGCUCUUGGUGUCGGGGGAAGAAACUUGGCAGUGCCCGCAGCUGCUUUCAUUGACUACCAAAAGAACUGGAAUGCUUCGUUGGCUGCUCGGCUAGGUCCCCCCAUCGUCACCAUCCCUGGUGGAGGCCAAACCCUCCGUGACACGCAGCAAGACUUUGUUGCAGAAGAGGCCCGUACUUCAGUAAGGCUCCUCAAACAGAUCGGCUCUCGCUUUGUCGUACUGCUUGUGGGCUGGCACUUGGCUGCACCCCUCCUUGACAUCCUCGAUGAGGAGGAGAUCUUGAGCCCAGCUUGGCAAGUGCUGGGGUCAGAGACCAUGGCAGCUUUCAUUGCUGCCAAAAGGACAGUCGGUUUCAUGUACUUUCUGCCCUCUGGCAAAGGUGCCAAGUUUCCAGACUUACAGCGGCUUUGGUCACUGCUCGGAACACAAGACAUCUACGGCACAGACCAGAUGCGGGCGCCCGUGGGCCUGUUGGGGAACGAGCUCUUCACUGAAGGUACCUUUGCUUCGGAGAUUGGUAUGAUGAACUGCACUCCUUGCCCCAAAGGUAGCUUCGCCUUGGAUGCCGGCUCUGUGCAACGCACUCCCUGUCCACCUGGCACUGAGGGGCCGCAGGAAGGAAUGGAAAUUUGCAGCAGGUGUGUGUCAGGUUUCUACAUGCCUUUAGGUUUGAACACCGUGACAGCAGCCUCAGUGAGCGGCCAGCUCCUCAUGUCAAUUCAGGCUUUGGGGUCCAUCCGAGAACUAUCGAUCCAAUGGCAUGAACCGGUAAAGACCCUGAUCAACCUGACGAAGAUCCUCAUGUUCGACUUCCACUUCGUGCGAACUUCUUGUUUCUUUGGAACAGACAGUCCCGUACUCUUCUUUGUCAACCGCUUGCUCAUGUGUCCGGUUGCUUGCGCUCUUCUGGUGUGCAGUUGGAUCGUAAGCAAGGUGCGCGGGCGGCCGAAGCCAUUCAACACCGUCAUGAACCAGUGUGGGUUGUUGAUCUUUGCUUUCUUCCUGUCGAUCACCCGCACGACACUGAUUCCUUUUCAGUGUGUGUCCAAUCCAAAUGGAAGCAGCUCAAUGUUGGCGCACCCGGGCAUCAUUUGCUAUGAGUCAGCAGAUCACGCCAUUUUUGCUGGACUUGCACUGGUAGGAGUUGUGACUCAGCCUGUGGCAGCGCUGGUGUUGGCGAGCUAUCUCAUCUACACGUAUCCAUCGCACAUUGCCAGUGGCCAGGGUCUUCGCUUUUCCGUUGGUGACCGGGAAGUGGUGGUCGUGGACCUGCUGAGUCUUUGCGGCCUAUUUCCUUCUCGGCGUCCGAGUGAGAGAGCUUCGAUUAAGGUCUCACGGCCUCGCAUUCUCAUUCUCAGCUCCUUGAUGGAGGCAGAGUUUCUGUCCGCCUGCGAGGUCUUCCAGUCAUUACUCCAGGUGCAGCUGAGUGUCGAGUGUGAAGUGAUCCAGGGGAUUCAGCAAAUGGCAACUUGUCGGCCAUUUGCCUACUACCUGGUGGUGUUGCUUUUCCGCGGCAUCUUCCGGGAUAAAGACUUUGCCAAGCUCCUGCUUCAUGCUGCAUAUUGCGCUCCUUCCCAGCGGACCUUGGAAAUGGUGCCGGUCAUUGCCGACAGCAAUUUUGACUUUCCGAGCAUUGACACCUUGAUGAAGAGAAGCCCCAUCACUGAUUCCGUGGCCGCCGCCGCGAAUGAUGAGAAGGACGAUCGCUUGGUACAUGACAGUGCUGAGCUCGUGCCCCACUGGAGCCACUCCCUGGGAGUGCGCCACUUUGUGGGAGAGGCUGGACGAUGA